Molecule: messenger RNA, 1949 nt
Organism: Drosophila biarmipes
Lineage: Eukaryota; Metazoa; Arthropoda; Insecta; Diptera; Drosophilidae
Exons: 2
Coding region: 203-1900 (565 amino acids)
Biological process (GO): regulation of transcription by RNA polymerase II
Cellular component (GO): nucleus
Molecular function (GO): transcription cis-regulatory region binding
Source: RefSeq, a predicted model, not a curated record
UGCUGCUCUGCUUUACUGCUUUUCCUGCUGCUGGCGCUGCUGGCACUCAUUUCAUUUGAUUUUUAACUGUCAUCGGCGCCAGUUCAGACCGUUAGCAACGCGUUCAAAUUUCCCGUGCUUAUAUUGUUUAAAUAUUAUUUGUUGUUUUUUUAAGUGAACACUAAAUUAGUUAAGCAACUUGAAAAGCAUAGCAGGAGCCGCCAUGAAGGACAGCAACAACAGCAGCAGCAGCAGCAACAUCUCGUCGAGCAACGCAGCAGGGAUGCCUUGUUCCGCCGGAGGAGCAGUGACAACAGCAGGCGCAACCACCGGCAGUGCCACGCCCAGUGCGCCCAGUACGCCCACAACAGCAGCAGCGGCAGCAGCAGCAGCCAGUGCUGCAGACCCAUCAGCAACGGCGCAAAAUCCGCAGCAACGCAGCAAGAGCAACAUCCAUGAGCUGAGGAAUCAGGACUACGUCAGUCGCCUAAUGGCCGCCACUCCGCCGUAUUUGUAUUCCGCCCCGGUGGGCCCAAAUAAUUUCUUCUUCAGCGACAUGCUGCGCUCCCUGGUGCAGGCGCGCAACAACGAGACGGCGCGGGUGUUGCAGCUGCAGCAGCAACAGCAGCAGCAGCAGGCACAGCAGCAGCAGGCACAGCAGCAGCAACACCAGCAGCAGCAACAUCAGGCUGCCCUGGUGAGGCGUCCAAGGAAACGCUCCUGGUCACAUCGUCCCUACUACGAGCAGUUGCGGGAGCGACGCGAUGCAGAGGAGAAGCAACAGCAGCAGCAGCAACAUCUUCACCAGCAACAGCAGCAGCAACAUCACCAGCAGCAGCAGCAACUGCAGCAGCAAAUGGCGCCGGAGAAGCCACUAGAGCUGACCAAUAAAGCCAUCGCGCCCUAUGGCUAUGCCAAACUGGAGGCCAAGCCACCGAUUACAGCCGCCACGGUGACGGCAGCAGCACCACCGAGCGGCACCGCUGGCAACAAGGCUGGCCUGGGCGGUGCGGUGGAUAGCAACCUGCAGGAGAACACGCCGCCGGCGGCUUCGUUGCCGCCGCAGGACUUGGUCCUGCCACCGCCGCCACCCGUCUGGUAUCCACCGCUCUACGCGCCCUACGGCAUCGAUCCGCUGCACUUCUUCAUCGAUCUGCGGGUGUCGGGGCACAUAUACGACCGCAAGAAGGAGAAUGUCUCGCCGCUGUCGAGCAGCAACAAUGCCCUUGCCGAGGAGGGUUCGCCGGGCUCCGGAUCAGGCGCCAGUGGCUCCGGCACGGGCUUGGCCAGCAAUUUGCUGAGCAAGCAGCGACACGGUUCCGCUUUCACCGUGCCCAUUCCCAAGGCAGCGCAAAACGAUGCCAUCAAUCUGUGCUCCAAUGCUGCUGCUGCUGCUGCUGCUGCCGGUGGGGCAACUUCGGUGGCAGGUGGCGGCGGUGGUGCUGGAAUGGCCAGCGGCACCGCCUUGGGCAGCAAGUUCGAGCACUAUGCCAAGUACUAUGACCUGGGCGAGACGAAGGAGAAUCACCCGUCGAGCACGGCUGCCAAUCUGUCGGCGGCCGCUGCUGCCGCCGCUGCAGCUGCGAACCUAUCGAAGUCGGGAGCCAGCUAUAUGCUGCAACAUCUGCCGCGCCUCUACAGCCAGUUUGCCGCCCACCAAGCGCAGGUCCAGAGCCAGGAGACGGAUGCUAAGUCGGAGUCGGCCUCGGUGAGUGCCUCGCUUUCGGCGCCCGAGCUCUGCGAUGAGGACUCGCUGGGACGGAACUCCAGUGACACUGGCACUGGGCUGGAGGGAACGAGCGGUGGCCAGGGCAACUGUGACAUCGACGUGGAGAUCAUCGACUCCAUCAAAUAUCGCACGGAUGGGGAGAGCAGCCGCUGUUCCAGCAACGACGAGGCCUCCAUCACACAAAUCGAUUGAGGCUAAUGAUAACUUAAAUAUUUGAUGAAUAAAGUGUGUCCACGAUUAA